GGCUCUUAUCCGGUUCUCCCAGUGGUGGGCUGCGUUGGGCCUCGCGGGCUGGUCCGUCGCGAUGACAUUCCGGCAAACCCUACCUCACAGCACCGCCGCCGUCGCUGCCGCCGCCUCCUCCCCUCUUCGCUGAUCCGCUGCCGCCAGGAAGCUGCGGGGACGGCGGUGGGUUUGUUCGCUAGAGGCGGUGUUUGAGGAUGCCGCUGGGGUUGAUGCUGGGCUCGCUCGGGCGGGCGAUGCGGCGGAAGCGGCUGUCCUCGCUCGACAUCCUCUCCUCCAAGCGGGCGCCGCGGGACUACUACAAGGGCAAGAACUGCAAGCCCACCGGGUUCCACACCCGCAAAGGUGGAUAUGUGAUAGUUGAUGAGAAAUUGCCAAGAUUUGUAGUCCCUGACUUGACUGAUUUCAAGCUCAAGCCAUAUGUAUCACAAUGCGCCAGAGACCUCACAGCGUCCACUGCAUCUUCUACUUCAGCAGAAACUGCUGAAAACAAGAGCUGAUCUUUAUGCAACUGCUCUAGUGAUUGCCUACAUUUUGCGAGAAUGUACUCCAGUUUUUGUUUUCAUAGGGAGUGCCCAUGUUCAGAGGUUGUUGCAUCAGCUGCCUAGCUACAAAUGAGCAUUUCAGAUAGCUUUCAUGCAAGGGCAAACCUUAUGGAAUAUCACAAGUUACCUCCAGUUUGUAAUUUUGAUUUUGAUUUUCUGAAAUAACAAAUAUUUAAGUCAAGGGACUAUUUCUUAUGACAAGAACGAUGCUGAAAAGCUGCAAAGAGAGUGCAUGGAGGUGAUCCUCCAACUUGGUUUGGAAUGCUCCCAGAUAUCCUCGAGAGCAAGAAUGCAUGUCAGCAAUGCCAUCAGUAAGCUUCAGGUGGUCAAGGAUGUCUGGCUGAACGACUGAUAUCUAAUUUCGAGUUUCUUACAAAAUUAUAGCAACAGAAAGAACGAUAUUUGCAUUAUAACAUGA
Panicum virgatum (switchgrass) is the source of this 963-nucleotide messenger RNA. RefSeq names its product 39S ribosomal protein L41-A, mitochondrial-like. Gene Ontology annotation, cellular component: mitochondrial large ribosomal subunit. The transcript is spliced from 4 exons. Bases 198 to 500 code for a protein of 100 amino acids. NCBI's taxonomy places the organism in Eukaryota, Viridiplantae, Streptophyta, Magnoliopsida, Poales, Poaceae. Gene Ontology annotation, biological process: translation. The record is from RefSeq and is a predicted model, not a curated record. Gene Ontology annotation, molecular function: structural constituent of ribosome.